AUGGACACGUCAAAACUACCAACAGUGCCCAAAGAAAUCGAGUCACCAAAGCCGAAACGUCGAUCAAUUCGUGGUCGACGAUCAAGUGUUCAACUCAAAACCCCAGCCAUCGAUGAACCCGAAAUUUUGGAGGUUUCGAUGAAAGAAAAUGUUCUCGAAACGACACAUGAACGACUCUCGACAGCUUUUGACGUACGCAAGCGUAUAAGUAAUUACAAGAACACCCUUAGCCAAGAAAGCGCCGAAUGGGAAGCUUUAUUACAGAAACUGAGCAAACGAAGCGCCAAAGAGAAAGGAAAGCAAAUAAACAAGGAGCCACUUGCUGAGAAUGGAUGUUCCGAUGCUCGACCGACACGACAAGCACGAUCACACGUCAUGAAGCUACUCAGUCAGAUGAGAAGUCAAGAUGAUAGUGGACUGCAGCUCCAAGAAAACCAGAAACUCGAGAAUUCAUGCGCUAAGUUAAACGACGAUGUUCUGGAUGAGAAGGACAAGAUAGAACAACUAUCAGAACUUCUCCGCAACGAAGCUAAUGUCGAUUGGAGCAAAGAUUGCGCUUUCUGGAAACAACAACUUGAAUGGACAGAAAAAGCCAAAGGAAAACUGAACGAUUUGGCGGCACUCUUGACGAUAGCC
Mesorhabditis belari is the source of this 636-nucleotide messenger RNA. The record is from the annotation of a GenBank genome assembly. NCBI's taxonomy places the organism in Eukaryota, Metazoa, Nematoda, Chromadorea, Rhabditida, Rhabditidae.